AUGUCCAAAAUCAUCGUCGUGUUUGGGGCCACCGGCCAGCAAGGCUCUGCCCUUAUCGAUGCCCUCGCAGAGUACAACACUCCCACUCCUCAAUAUACCAUACUCGCGCUCUCCCGAUCACCUCUUGCGCCUUCUUCUGUAGCUCUUGGCAGCCUGCCCGGCGUCAAAGUCGUACCCGUCGCCAGAAACUACAUGGACGAGCCGGACAAGGUGUUCCUCGAUAACGGUCUGGGUAAAGGUGGUGUCUGGGGAGUGUUCAAUGUCCAAGGCUAUGUUAGUGAGGAUGUAGAAUUGAAACAAGCAAAAGCGAUCGCGGACGCGUCCAAGGCCAUUGAGGUCAGGCAUUUUGUAUACACUGGCGUAAGCUUUGGUAGCCUAAUCGACGACCCACCUCUCGCAUUCGCAGUCAAACGCAAGGUCGAGCAGUAUAUCGAAUCCAUCAACCUUCCCCACACAUUCCUCCGCCCUACCCAAUUCAUGGACAAUCUUCUCCCGACCUCUCCCUUCCUGCUCAAAGUCUCCCGCACCAUCCUUCUUCGAAGGACAUUCUACAACCAUCCCGAGCGCAAGCAUCAGAUGGUAUCUUGCAGGGAUAUCGGGCAGAUGGGAGCGCUGGCUUUUGCCAACCCGCACCAUUACCUGGGCAAGGCAGUCGAUCUGGCGGGGGACGAGUUCACGAUGGAGGAGCUGGAGAAGAGGUAUGAAGGAAUCAUGGGGGCUCCGAUCCAGUUGACGUUUGGGGUCCUGGCCAGUUUUGUCAGGUGGAUGGUCGCGCCCUUGGGAUCUAUGGCAAAGUUCUUUGAUGACUACGGGCACACCGUCAACAUCCCCGAGCUCAGGAAGGACAUGCCCGACUUGGAAGACCUCGACGCAUUCUUGAAGCGCUACAAGGGAGCCAUUGAAAGCAAGGAGUGA
Messenger RNA from Cryptococcus wingfieldii CBS 7118, 915 nucleotides. RefSeq lists its product as hypothetical. The coding region runs from base 1 to 915 and encodes 304 amino acids. The record is from RefSeq and is a predicted model, not a curated record. NCBI's taxonomy places the organism in Eukaryota, Fungi, Basidiomycota, Tremellomycetes, Tremellales, Cryptococcaceae. The transcript is spliced from 5 exons.